Molecule: messenger RNA, 2334 nt
Organism: Drosophila serrata
Lineage: Eukaryota; Metazoa; Arthropoda; Insecta; Diptera; Drosophilidae
Gene: XRCC1
Product: DNA repair protein XRCC1
Biological process (GO): single strand break repair; double-strand break repair via nonhomologous end joining; base-excision repair
Cellular component (GO): nucleus
Molecular function (GO): damaged DNA binding
Source: RefSeq, a predicted model, not a curated record
ACUGUUAGUGAUGGGCGAUAAGCGCCUUCCCAAUUCUUGGUUUAUUUUUUAAAUUCUUCGUCAAAACAAUAACAACACGUCUUGCAUAUUUAUUUUUUUUUUAAAUUUAAUUAAACAAUAAACCUUUAUUUACCCGUAACUCCACAAACAAUCAAAGUGUUACCGAAUUUGCCAAGCGAAAACCAAGAGGCGAUAGAACGCAACGAGUUUCCCGCCUAAAUGAGCGGCGUCUGAGUUUUUUUUUUUUUGUAUAAAUACAAAAUAAUUGCGAAAUGCCCAUAGCGUCCUUUAAGUGCGUACGCGAAGUGAGCAGCGAGGAUGCGGUGCAUGUGGCGGAGAAUCUGCUGAAGGAGAGCGCCGGCAAGAAGUGGCGCACCAAAUCGGGCAAUGAGAAGUCCGCCUAUGUGAUUCUGGAGUUCCAGGAACCGCAGCAAAUCACGGGUAUUGACAUUGGCAACGAACAUUCGGCCUUCAUCGAGGUGCUGGUCAGUCGUACCGGCUGCCAGACGGACGAUUUCCGCGAGCUGCUCCUGUCCAGCUCGUUUAUGACCCCAAUCGAGAGCAAGAACUCGAGUAACCAGAACCGUGUGCGCUGCUUUAGCAGCCAGUCAUUGGACCAGACCACCCUGCCCGAGAAGUGGAAGCUGCUGAAGAUUGUGUGCACGCAGCCCUUCAAUCGGCAUGUCCAGUAUGGCAUAUCGUUUGUCAAGGUGCAUGUGGUUGCGGCAGCUCCUGCUCCAACUGCAGCUCCUGCCAAGGUCAAGAGUCUGCUGCCCGAAAGGAUGAUGCAGUUUGGUGCGUUCAAGCUGCGCGAAGAAUCUCCGGACUCCGAGAACGACAGCCAACUUAACCGGUUUCAAAGCUGGAAGAAGGAGUCGCACCUUAAACAGUCGCAGCAGCCGCCGGCAGCUACUACCACAGCGGCGGCCAUUAGGGAUGCUGGUAACACGGCCCUGAAAAGACUCAGCAUCGGCAAGGUCUCCGCCAGCUUGCCCAAACCCUCACCUAACCAUUCGCCCGUUCCAACUUCAGCUGGUGAUGCCAGUGACGUCAAGCCUUUGGAUCGGAAUAGGGCUUCAUUGCUGUUUGGCGAGGACGACGAUGACGAGGAUGCUGCUCAGGGGAUGCCGGAGCAAAAUGCCAAAAAGCGGCGACUGAGCAAGCAUCUGGAAGCAGACAAGGAUCGCAGGCGACUGGAGCAGGAGCAGCUGCAAAAGGAGAAGGAGCGCAAAAAGGACAAGUCCAAAUCCAGACAUUCCCUGGACAAAUCUAUCUCAAAGGAAAACAAAUCCUCAGGCAAGGAGGAGAAGUCAGCCAGAAAGGAGUUAGAGAAAGAGAAGGAGAAGGAGAAGACAGAGAGAUCCUCAUCUAAGGAGAGCAAGCCAGCAUCUAAAACAGAGGAUAAGCAUGAAAGCAGAUCCAAGCACAGAGAGGCAUCCAAGUCGAGGGACAAUUCUCGACCAUCAACCCAAAAGCGUCUCUCCUCUUCGCCUUCGAACACGCCUGCCAAAAAACCUCGGAUCAGGGAUCAGGAUUCGGAACCCAUUAUCCAAUAUCGUCCUUUCAAUCAGCUGCUUAACGGCGUGGUUCUGGUCAUCAGCGGCAUACAGAACCCCGAUCGUGCCGAUUUACGCUCAAAGGCCACCGCUUUGGGUGCCAAAUACAAAGCAGACUGGGAACCAGGAUGCACUCAUCUGAUCUGUGCCUUUAAGAAUACUCCCAAAUACAAUCAGGUGAAGGGCAAGGGCAAGAUUGUGACCCGUAGCUGGAUCGAGAAAUGCUACAAUCUUCGAAAGUAUCUUCCCUGGCGUCGCUACGCCCUGGACACCAACGAUCUGGGCCAGCCUGAAAGUGACGAGGAGCUGUGUGAUGAGGCCAGAAAGCCCAGUUCACGACGAGAGUCCAACGAGGAGGAUGAUGAGACCAUCAAGGUGACAAAUACCUAUGAUGCAGAUCCCAAGGAUAAGAAGAAGGUGGUGCAGCAUCAAGAGGAGGCUUCCUCUGGCAUCGAUACGGAAGAUGAACUGCAACGUGUGGCUGAUGAGAACCGUAAGAAAAAGACAAAGCAUAGGACUCCCGUUAAAGCGAAAUCCAAUGAUGAUAUAUACGAUGUAAGCACCGAGGAAGAGGAUUUUCUGAUUGAAAAAAAAAAGCAGACAAUCGUUAUCGAUUGAGUGUCAUAUUAUUUGAGGUAUUUCCUUGGAUUUCAAAAGGCUUAAGUUAAUCCUCCUUUAAAUAUUCCACUUAUUUGAUAAUUAUUUGUUUUUGUUUUAAAGUCUUUUUGAGUGCUGGCUGUUCCGUAAUGACAAUGUUUAAUAAUAAAAUAAGAAGAUA